AUGGACGACUUCUUCACAUUCGAUAAGCACGGGGAUGACGGCGACAAAUACAGCGACGCCAUCGGCCUGCGCAACGCACGCGACAAGAAGAUCCAGAUCGAACUGUCCCUCGCCCUCGGCCUCAUAUCGUUCUUCGCCUUCUGCGUGCUCCGUCCACGAUGGGCGGGCCUCUAUGCUGCGCGCAAGAAGCACAAGCACGAAGCCACGGUGCUGCCAGAGCUGCCCGCCACCGCCUUCGGCUGGAUCAUGCCGCUAUGGAGGAUUGGGGACCAGCAGAUACUCGCAUCCGCCGGCCUGGACGCAUACGCCUUCUUGACCUUCUUCAAGAUGGCGAUGAAGUUCCUGUUGGUCACGCUGUUCUUCUCGUUGAUCGUCAUCAAGCCGGUGCACGACGCGAAUCCCGACGAUGAUGCGAGGAACCCCAAGAAUGGCACCCAUCAUCACAAGCACAAGAAUGGCACGAAUGGGGACUUAUUUGCGACCCAGCCGAUGAGCAUGCCAUACAACGGUACAAUGCCCUGGCCAGAGGACUUCGAGAGCGACUAUCUCUGGAUGUACGUUGUCUUCGCGUACCUGUUCUCCACCAUCGCCAUCUACUUGAUUGUGACAGAAACGAAGAAGGUCAUUGAGGUCAGGCAGGAAUACUUGGGUACGCAGACGUCUAUCACAGACAGGACAAUAAGGUUAUCGGGCAUUCCAGAGGACCUCCGAGAUGAAGGCAAGCUCCAGGAGUUCAUCGAGAGCCUGGACAUUGGCAAGGUGGAGAGUGUGACGGUGUGUCGAAAUUGGAAAGAGCUGGACGCUGCAGUGGUUGCUCGCAUGGACGCUCUGAGAAAGCUAGAAGAGGCGUACACCAUCAACCUGGGACAACGAAGGGUUGAGCGCAACCUGGAAUCGCUGCCAGUGUCACAGCCAGCACCUCCGAGCCCCGCAGCGCGUGAUCUGCUGGGUGACGAUGACGAGGCGGAUGAGGCAACAGGACUCGUGGAAGCGAACGCGCAAUCUCAUCCAGCACCGUACGAGCGACAGCGACCAAAGACGAGCAUACGGUACGGCUUCAUGAAACUACGAAGCACGCAGGUCGACGCUAUCGACUAUUACGAAGAGAAGUUCCGAUCGGCAGACGAGCUGGUCAGACGACUUCGCAAGAAAAGCUUUGACCCAGUCCCACUGGCCUAUGUCACCAUGGACUCAGUCGCUGCAUGCCAGAUGGCUAUUCAAGCCGUGCUGGGUCCCUCGCCUCUGCAGCUGAUCGCCAGCCAAAGUCCUGCUCCAGCCGAUGUGAUUUGGCCGAACACAUACUUGCCCAGACGCUCUCGCAUGGUUCGUGCAUGGUCAAUCACCAUCGUCAUCGUGCUCCUCACGAUCUUCUGGUCGGCUCUCUUCGUACCCAUCGCUGGUCUUCUGAACACCAAGACCAUCGGGAAGAUUUUUCCGCAGCUGGCCGAAGUUCUCGAUGACCACGCCAACAUCCGAUCCCUUGUCAACACCCAGCUGCCAACUCUCAUAUUGACCUUGUUGAUGGUCCUCGUGCCCUACCUCUACUACUGGAUGUCCUGGUACCAAGGCAUGACCUCUCAGGGCGACGUCGAGCUCUCGGCAAUCUCGAAGAACUUCUUCUUCACCUUCUUCAACUUCUUCAUCGUCUUCACCCUGUUGGGCACGGCAUCGCAAUUCUACCUGUUCUUCAAGCAAUUCGGCGAUGCGCUCAAGAGCUUUAACGCGAUUGCCAACGGCCUCGCCUACUCCCUCCAGAAGCUUCUCAACUUCUACGUCAACUUCAUCAUCCUGCAAGGCCUCGGCCUGUUCCCUUUCCGCCUGCUGGAAGUUGGCGCCGUCACUCUCUAUCCGGUGUACCGCAUCGGCGCCAAGACACCGCGCGACUACGCCGAGCUCGUGCAACCGCCGGUCUUCAGCUAUGGCUUCUACCUUCCCACCGCGCUGCUCAUCUUCAUCAUCUGCAUGGUCUACUCAGUCCUGCGCUCUUCCUGGCAGGUCCUCCUCGCAGGUCUGAUCUACUUCACCUUUGGCCACUUCGUCUACAAAUACCAGCUUCUUUAUGCCAUGGACCACCAGCAGCAAGCCACGGGACGUGCCUGGGUUAUGAUAUGUGACCGCGUGUUUGUCGGCUUGAUCUUCUUCCAGCUCACCACUGCCGGACAGCUUCUGCUUAAGUCUGCCGCUGCGCGAAGCCUGCUCAUCGUCCCGCUGAUAAUCGUGACGAUCUGGAUCAACAUCCUGUACGGCCGCACAUAUAAGCCGCUGAUGAAGUUCAUAGCUUUGCGAAGUGUGCAGCGCGGGCAGCAGUACUCCGACUAUGCAUCCCCUCCACCAGAGCCAAACAGCGCGGCUGAGGCGAGGAGUACAACCAGUAGCACCGACCUUGCUCCUGAGCGCGAUGCGUGGGCUGAGACGACCAGCGGCGCACAUCUAAGGUACUUCCGGGAGACAAGAGUGGGCGUCGCGAAGCCUGCUGUCGAUGAGAGCGACGAGACGGGGCUGCGGUUUAUGAACCCGAGCCUGAUUGCGCCUCUGGAUGGGUUGUGGAUUGCUGAUAAGGAAUUUCGAAGGGAAGAAGGCAGGAUUGGAAUGGAUGCCGCUAUUAUCGAAGGUCGGGUGGGCAUCUACCUCGACCUCCUCGCCACCUCAAGCACUCCCUCCGAAUCAGCGUGGGAGACUGCAGGCGCGGUUACCAACGAAGCAUCCAGCAGCUCUGCUGUUAUAGACUUUGGUUCCAGCGAUGAGGCGGCUUCAAGCCCAACGAGAGGAAGAAGGGACGUCACCGUGGGAGACUUCGACGAGUUGUCUGUCAAUGCCGGAUCGAUGGGCGAGAGCAAUAUUCUGCACCAGUGUAUCGAAGUCGUUACUCAGCGCAGCUGGGCACAUUACUACCACGGCAGGCGAGCAAGGCUGCGCGGCAUGAGGCAUACGCCUGCUGUAAUGAAUGGUGUCUGGCCUCGAGCGCUCACCAUUUCGGGAGGGGAGAAAAACAAGGAGCAGCUGUCGUACUCGCAGUUGGUAUACCGGAACGUUUGCAUGGACGAAGAUCCGCCGACCUCGAUCGCCAUCAGUCCGACGAGACAGUGUGUUGCCUUUGGCUGCAAGAGUGGUGUUGAGCUUUACUGGAUUGACUCGACGACAGGCCAGAACCUCAACCGCUGGUUCCCUCUCACCCGCCCGUCAGACCACCUCUACUUCCUUCCCCCACGUCAGAACAUCGACACUCGCCUCCGUCUGCGUCUCAUCAGCAGUGCGACCAAAUCUCCGGAUGACCACAACACCGCGGUCACCACCCGUAGCCCGCACCGCAAUUCCUGGUUCUCUCUAUCAUCCUCGUGGCAUGUCCCUGCUACUCUUCCUCGCUCCGAGAUACCUCACACAGCUGAUCACGCUUACGCUGUCCCUCUCAGCGACGGCCAUCAUCUCCUCUUCACGGACACGCAGACCGGACAUCUGUGUUUGUGCAGCGACACACCCACCGGCAGCGUGCAGCGCCUCUCACGCAAAGUCGUCUUCACACCUCCCCCCUCAUGCUCUCCAGGCUCAAGUCCGACGAUCUACGGGGCAGUCGCAGACCUCUCGAUGGGCCUCCGCAUCGCCGCUGUCUACGGUGACAACAUUGUUCUCUACUCAGUCCCAGUGGACGCACUCCGUUACUCGACUGCAGAGCAGGAGCAGGCGAUCCAGGACCCAUCAGUACCGUUCGAGGAGCUGGUUUGGGUAGAUGUCAUGAAACAUCCGACCAGCAAUUCCUCAGCUCUGGGCGAGGCAGGAGUAGAUGUGCCGAGGAAGUUCGAGCGGCUGAACAUGAAGUGGGUGCAUUACUUGCUGGCUGACGGCGAUGGGAGGGUGGGGUCGCUGGAUACGCUGUGGCCGCUGCACAUUUCCGGAACGAAGGUAGGGAAGCUGAACGAGGUGCGAGCGCUGGCGGUGCAGGAGGAUCGCUGCGAUGGGUUGGUGGUGUGGGCGUUCAGUGCACGGGGAGUGGCGAAGGCAUGGAAGGUAAACAACGGGCGGCGACCGGUGGAGCACUUUCACUUUACUGCUGAUGCCGAUGGUGCGGCACGUUGA
This is a messenger RNA of Saxophila tyrrhenica, 4071 nucleotides long. RefSeq lists its product as uncharacterized. Gene Ontology annotation, cellular component: plasma membrane. Lineage: Eukaryota; Fungi; Ascomycota; Dothideomycetes; Mycosphaerellales; Extremaceae. Bases 1 to 4071 code for a protein of 1356 amino acids. The record is from RefSeq and is a predicted model, not a curated record. The transcript is spliced from 3 exons. Gene Ontology annotation, molecular function: calcium-activated cation channel activity.